AUGGCGUGCGCUUUUUACAACAAGCUCGAUCAGGUGAGGUCAGGGGAUGUGGUAUGGCGUGGAGAUGGUAUUAAUAAUGUCGAGUACCGACUGAUGAAUGAGUUCGUGAAGGCAGACGAUUCUGAUGUUUUCGCUGGGAAGGAUCGAAGGUACAUUAGAGACUUUCCGGCUUGCAUUGGGCAGGCGAAUGAUGGGUCGGGAGCUGGGCUGAAGCAUCGGAUCAAUGUUGGCACGGAUUGGUGCGGCGAUCAGGGUUGGACACAUCUUAUAGGGCUCAAAGUUCUCCAUCCUGAUGAUGUUAAAUACGUACCUGUGGAUGAUCUCCUCACGAUAUGCAUCUCUGUGUCACCGCAAGGAUGGGUCUAUCGCUUCAUUCAGUUGCCUGAGGUCGGUCAGGUCGCGGGUUCGAUCCCCGGUCACUGCAUUUCAGUCCACAUCCAGCUGUCCCAGUGGUUACGAUGA
Molecule: messenger RNA, 462 nt
Organism: Perkinsus marinus ATCC 50983
Lineage: Eukaryota; Perkinsozoa; Perkinsida; Perkinsidae
Exons: 3
Coding region: 1-462 (153 amino acids)
Source: RefSeq, a predicted model, not a curated record